Messenger RNA from Acomys russatus (golden spiny mouse), 1983 nucleotides. It is a transcript of the gene Socs7, whose product is annotated as suppressor of cytokine signaling 7. Gene Ontology annotation, molecular function: 1-phosphatidylinositol-3-kinase regulator activity. The record is from RefSeq and is a predicted model, not a curated record. The coding region runs from base 1 to 1974 and encodes 657 amino acids. NCBI's taxonomy places the organism in Eukaryota, Metazoa, Chordata, Mammalia, Rodentia, Muridae. Gene Ontology annotation, biological process: intracellular signal transduction; phosphatidylinositol phosphate biosynthetic process. Gene Ontology annotation, cellular component: phosphatidylinositol 3-kinase complex. The transcript is spliced from 9 exons.
AUGCAGGGGGCCGAGCUCCGGGAUGGCGAGGCGGCGGCGGCGGCCGCUUCGUACCGGGUCCUGAGCCGCCUCCUCGGCUAUGGAGAUGCGGCCCCCGAGCCAGGCCCGCCGCCGCCGCCGCCGCCGCCGCCCCCGGGCCAUGGCCCAUCGCCGCCGCCACCCUUCCUCGCUCGGCCCGGCCCGCGGGGCGCCCGGCCGCCGCAGCUGAUGGUGUUCCGCAACGUGGGGCGGCCGCCGGAGGAGGGGGACGCGGAGGCGGCCCCGGAGCCGGGACCCUCGGAACUGCUGUGUCCCCGGCACCGCUGUGCGCUGGAUCCCAAGGCCCUCCCGUCGGGCUUGACGCUCGAGCGGACCUGGGGUCCGGUGGCUGGACUAGAGGCGCAGCUGGCGGCUCUGGGGCUCGGGCAGCCGGCGGGGCCGGGGAUCAAGACUGCCGGCGGAGGCUGCUGCCCGUGCCCGUGCCCCCCGCAGCCGCCGCCGCCUCAGCCCCCGCCGCCUGCUGCCGCUCAGCAGGCCGGGGAGGACCCCACGGAAACGAGCGACGCGCUGCUGGUCCUGGAAGGCUUGGAAUCGGAGGCCGAGAGCCUGGAGACUAACAGCUGCUCCGAAGAGGAGCUCAGCAGCCCGGGCCGUGGAGGAGGAGGAGGGGGCGGCCGGCUUCUGCUGCAGCCCCCGGGCCCCGAACUACCCCCGGUGCCCUUCCCGCUGCAGGACUUGGUCCCUCCAGGGCGUCUGAGCCGAGGGGAGCCCCAGCAGCAGCAGCAGCAGCAGCUGCAGCAACAGCAGCAACCUCCCCCACCGCCGCCGCCUCCCGGGCCCCUCCGGCCCCUCGCGGGCCCUUCUCGGAAGGGCUCCUUCAAAAUCCGCCUCAGUCGACUGUUUCGCACGAAGAGCUGCAACGGUGGCUCAGGCGGUGGGGAUGGGACCGGCAAGAGGCCUUCUGGAGAUCUGGCAGCUUCAGCUGCGAGCCUAACGGACAUGGGAGGCUCUGCGGGCCGGGAGCUGGAUUCGGGGAGGAAACCCAGGUUGACAAGAACUCAAAGUGCCUUUUCUCCGGUCUCCUUCAGCCCCUUGUUCACAGGUGAGACAGUGUCGCUUGUGGACGUGGACAUUUCUCAGCGGGGCCUGACCUCUCCACACCCUCCAACUCCCCCUCCUCCUCCAAGAAGAAGCCUCAGCCUCCUAGAUGAUAUCAGUGGGACGCUGCCUACAUCUGUCCUUGUGGCUCCGAUGGGGUCUUCCUUGCAGUCUUUCCCCCUACCUCCGCCUCCUCCACCCCACGCCCCAGAUGCGUUUCCCCGAGUUGCUCCCAUCAGAGCAUCAGAGCCCCUGCACAGCCAGCCCCCGCAGCACCUCCAGUGCCCCCUCUACCGGCCGGACGCAAGCAGCUUUGCAGCCAGUCUCCGAGAGCUGGAGAAGUGUGGUUGGUACUGGGGGCCUAUGAAUUGGGAAGAUGCAGAGAUGAAGCUGAAAGGGAAGCCAGAUGGUUCUUUCCUGGUACGAGACAGCUCUGAUCCUCGUUACAUCCUGAGCCUCAGCUUUCGAUCACAGGGUAUCACCCACCACACCAGAAUGGAGCACUAUAGAGGAACCUUCAGCUUAUGGUGCCAUCCCAAGUUUGAGGAUCGCUGUCAGUCUGUGGUAGAGUUCAUUAAGAGAGCCAUCAUGCACUCCAAAAAUGGGAAGUUUCUCUACUUCUUGAGAUCCAGGGUCCCAGGACUGCCACCAACUCCAGUACAGCUGCUCUAUCCAGUGUCCAGAUUCAGCAAUGUCAAGUCCCUCCAGCAUCUUUGCAGAUUCCGGAUCCGGCAGCUUGUCCGAAUAGAUCAUAUCCCGGAUCUCCCACUGCCUAAACCUCUGAUCUCUUACAUUCGAAAGUUCUACUACUAUGAUCCUCAGGAAGAGGUGUACCUGUCCCUAAAGGAGGCGCAGCUCAUUUCCAAACAGAAGCAAGAGGUGGAGCCCUCCACGUAGCAGCAAGGA